Molecule: messenger RNA, 1857 nt
Organism: Schistosoma spindalis
Lineage: Eukaryota; Metazoa; Platyhelminthes; Trematoda; Strigeidida; Schistosomatidae
Source: the annotation of a GenBank genome assembly
AUGUACAUUGAGUCCUCUGGAGGUUACACCAAAAAAUGGGGUGGUCGUAGUCAUACAGCUACGCCUUACGGUCCAGAUGGUACAAUGACAGGAACUCAUUGGUCUGGUGCCUCAUUAAAAACUAAAACUCGCAAAACUCUUGUAAAUCAACCACAAUCCGUACCACAAUUAUCACCAAUGGCAUAUUUAUCCCCAAAACAACAACCAGAUUUUCGUUCAUUGAAUGGUUCAUUACCAUUGACUAAUAAUCAGUAUCCAUUUCUAAAACGUGACUCAUCGUUUUUUUGUAGCAGUAGUCCAGUACCAAAUACCCCAGUUACAGGAUGUGAAUGUGUUGAUAAUAUACGAGAGAAAUCAAUUCCAGAAAUUCAAACUGCUCCAACAUCCCCUGAUCUACUCUAUGCACCUCAUUUGUUUACUAAAAAUAUUUUAAACAAUAAUAAUAACACUACUGUUAAUAUUACUACUUCUUCUGGUACAACUUUUCCUAAUAAUAAUAGUAAUGAGAUAUAUUAUUCGAAUGGAUCAAAAGAAUCAAGAAGUUUAUCAAAUGAUAUAGCAUUUCGAAUAAAAGAGAAGUUCGAUCAACGUGUAUCAAGGCAUUUAUCUAAAUCUAAUCGGAAAACAAAGUCGAACAUAUAUACUUAUACAUCACAAUAUCAUUUACUUGCAGUAUUUUUAGUCAAUAAAGGUCAUGUAGAAGCGUGGUAUGCAUAUGCACCAAUGCCAAAUCAUUACAGUAAUAAUCAACAAAAUGAAUUAGGACAUACUCGUUUAUUAGAAUUAACACAACGUCGAUUACGUUUACUUCAACGUUAUUAUUCUGAUUCUAGACAGUAUGUUGUACUCUAUGUGAAUAAUAAUAAUUCUGAACAUUAUUUACCAAUGGGAUUAGUUAAUGAUGUGAAUAGUAAACCGAGUAAAAAUAAAAAUCCUAUCUUAUCAAUAAAUAGAGAGUUAUUUGAAAGGGAUCGAUCAAUUUAUAGAUUUAUCAAUUCAUUAUUACCGAAUAAUAUGAAAUUUGUCAAUACUACUGGUAAUAAUAACAGUAGUGAUAAACAGAUAUUUGUAAAUAAAAAAGUUAAUAAUACUAAAUCUAUAAAUGAUGAGAAAUUAACAAAUAAAAUAGAUGAACAUCAGCAUCAAUUGAGUCGACGACAUCAACAACAACAACAAACGAUUAAUAAUCAAACUGAAGAGAAACAGUUAAGUGAAACAGAACAACUAGUCAAAACGACAAAUUCAAUAAAUCAUCGACCGAAUUUUUGGAGAAGGUUACUUGAACAUUUGAUAUCACAUCAUCAUUCCACUGAUAGUAGUACUAUUAGUAGUAAUAAAAAUAGUUAUGAAGAUAAUAAUAAUAAUAAUAAUAACAGUACAAACAUUGAUAAGGAAAAUUGUUCUGACAAUACCAAUGAAAAUGUUGAUUUCAAGUGUUAUGAAAAGUGUUUACAUUUGAACAGUUGUCUAGUUAAACAGUUUAUUACUUGUCCUGUGAAAGUAGAUAAAUCUGUAACAUCAUCGUCGACUACAAUACCCAUGAAUGUUACUAAGAAUAUAUGUAGAAAUUAUUUUAAUAUUGGUCAAUGUAGCAAUCAUGAUAAUAAUAAUAAUUGUCGAAGUAUGAAAAAGGAAGAUUGUUUCACUUCAUUUAAAACGAACAUAACAAAUGAUGAUUUAUCAAGUAUGCACCAAAUCUGUGCUCAUGACAAGUUAUCUGAUGUUAAUAAAUAUUAUGCUGAUAAUCAACAAAAUAUGAAUGAUAAAGAAAAUGAUCAAGAAAAAUAUGAAAUUAAAUCAAUCAAAAAAUUAUCAGAUUGUGAUGAAAUUUGGUUGCCUAAAUUUUGUGAUUUAUAA